Physella acuta is the source of this 1156-nucleotide messenger RNA. RefSeq names its product GTP-binding protein Rit2. The record is from RefSeq and is a predicted model, not a curated record. Gene Ontology annotation, molecular function: GTPase activity; GTP binding. NCBI's taxonomy places the organism in Eukaryota, Metazoa, Mollusca, Gastropoda, Physidae. Gene Ontology annotation, cellular component: membrane. Gene Ontology annotation, biological process: signal transduction.
AAUAGACAUCAGCCGGAAUACUAAACUUGCUCUUGUUUUUGUCUGUAGAGACGUCGUUUACCCAUAACAAUUUCUGGCUUUUUUGUACACUUUCAGUUUCUCACCAUGACGUGAAGCUUUACAAGUACAGCCAGCAAUGUCUGGUCAAUCUUCAAGAGGAAGGAGGAAAUAUAAACUUGUUAUUCUCGGUGACGGAGGCGUGGGAAAAAGUGCUUUGGUCAUCCAGUUUGUGAGUCACAGAUUUAUAGAAUACCAUGAUCCAACAAUUGAGGAUUCUUUUGAACAGCAGUGUCGCAUUGAUGAUGAACCAGCUCAUCUUGACAUUUUGGAUACUGCUGGCCAGACGGAGUUUACAGCAAUGCGGGAACAAUACAUGAGAAACGGUGAAGGUUUUGUUCUUUGUUUCUCUAUAACUGACCGACGUAGCUUUGAUGAGUUAAUCACUUACAAAAAUCUAAUCAACCGCGUACGGUCAGGUGAGGAUAUACCUGUCAUCAUUGCUGGUAAUAAAUGUGAUUUGGAACAGAAGAGAAAGGUAAAAUAUGAAGAAGGUGUUGCCCUGGCACAGCAGUUGGGUUGUCGCUACUAUGAAACUUCUGCAUAUUUAAGGAAAUGUAUUGACGAUGUUUUUCAUGGUAUUGUGCGAGCAAUAAGGGAUAAGGAGAAGGAAAAAUUUGAACAGGGACCACACUCUAAAAAGAAGCAAGGAAAAGUGAAAAAACUUUUAUCUUCUCUACAACCAAACCAUCUAUUCAGAAAAGGGUCUACCUCUAAGCACAGCAAAGAUUCUUAACAGAAUAACAGGAAAAUUACUGUUUUAUUGUAGGUAUGUAUUGAUUCUAUGCAGUUGCAUAAUUAAUUACGAUAGUUUUUAAAGUAACCAUUCAAAAUAGACACAGUUACUUUGACAAUUUUUUUAUUUUAAAAGUAUUUUUAGACUAAAAUAAAAAUUCUUUUGUGUUUUUAUUUUAUUCAUGGGAAUAGUUGGAUGGAUAGAGCCCUUACAAAUUUAAUCCACUGCCCUCUAUCCAUAAUAAUUCUGCUUUUUUACAUCAGUUCAAUAUAUUAUUGAGAGCUACCUGGAUUGUAAUACUAAUGAUUCUAUAAUACAUUAUUUCUAAUGAGUUGUUUGGAAAUCUACAGCAUAGUAGUUUAA